ACGCGCGCUCGGGGCCGCGGGCAGGGGGGCGGGGCGGCAGAGCUCGGCGCCCGGCCUGGAGGACAGCGGUGUCGGAGUCGGCGAGCGGCGGCAGUGACGCGAAGAGGCCGUGCAGGACGCGGACGCCGGGUCGCGGGAGCGCAGAGGUUGACUCUUCACCACACUGAAACCAUUAGGAAAAAUCCUUGUGGUUAACAGCAGAGGCUUCAGAGUGUAACCAGUACUCAGGCCUAGAAAUUAUUUUAAAUGGCGACUGAUUCGUCUCAAGGUGAACUCGUCCAUCCUAAGGCACUCCCACUUAUAGUAGGAGCUCAGCUGAUCCACGCGGACAAGUUAGGUGAGAAGGUAGAAGACAGCAGCAUGCCAAUUCGUCGAGCUGUGAAUUCUACCCGGGAAACUCCGCCCAAAAGCAAGCUUGCCGAAGGAGAGGAAGAAAAGCCAGAGCCAGAUGUAAGUUCAGAGGAAUCUAUCUCCACCGUAGAAGAACAAGAGAAUGAAACUCCACCUGCUACAUCCAGUGAGACAGAACAGCCCAAGGGGGAGCCUGAGCAUGAAGAGAAGGAAGAAAACAAGUCUUCUGAGGAAACCAAAAAGGAUGAGAAAGAUCAGUCUAAAGAAAAGGAGAAGAAAGUGAAAAAGACCAUACCUUCCUGGGCUACUCUUUCUGCCAGCCAGCUAGCUAGGGCCCAGAAACAAACACCGAUGGCUUCCUCUCCCCGGCCCAAGAUGGAUGCAAUCCUAACUGAGGCCAUUAAGGCAUGCUUUCAGAAGAGUGGCGCAUCAGUGGUUGCUAUUAGAAAAUAUAUCAUCCAUAAGUAUCCUUCUUUGGAGCUGGAGAGAAGAGGUUAUCUCCUUAAGCAGGCACUAAAAAGAGAAUUAAAUAGAGGCGUCAUCAAACAGGUAAAAGGAAAAGGUGCAUCUGGAAGUUUCAUUGUUGUCCAGAAGUCAAGUAAAACAACUCAGAAAUCAAGAAACAGAAAGAAGAAGAGCUCUGCAGUGGAUCCAGAACCACAGGUGAAAUUGGAAGAUAUCCUCCCACUGGCGUUUACUCGCCUUUGUGAACCUAAAGAAGCUUCCUACAGUCUCAUCAGGAAAUAUGUGUCUCAGUAUUACCCUAAGCUUAGGGUGGACAUCAGGCCCCAGUUGUUGAAGAAUGCUCUGCAGAGAGCAGUAGAGCGAGGCCAGUUAGAGCAAAUAACUGGCAAAGGUGCUUCGGGGACUUUCCAGCUGAAGAAAUCAGGGGAGAAACCCCUGCUUGGUGGAAGCCUGAUGGAAUAUGCAAUCUUGUCUGCUAUUGCUGCCAUGAACGAGCCGAAGACCUGCUCUACCACUGCUCUGAAGAAGUAUGUGCUGGAGAACCACCCAGGGACCAAUUCUAACUACCAAAUGCAUUUGCUGAAAAAAACUCUGCAGAAAUGUGAGAAAAAUGGGUGGAUGGAACAGAUCUCUGGUAAAGGGUUCAGUGGCACCUUCCAGCUUUGUUUUCCCUAUUACCCCAGCCCGGGAGUUCUAUUUCCAAAGAAAGAGCCAGAUGAUUCUAAAGAUGAGGAUGAGGAUGAGGAUGAAGAUGAUGAUGAAGAUGAGUCAUCAGAAGACGACUCUGAAGAUGAAGAGCCACCACCUAAGAGAAGCUUGCAGAAGAAAACCCCAACUAAGACCCAAGGGAAGCCUGCAUCCAUGAAGCAGAGAGGGUCCAAGCCUGCACCUAAAGUCUCUGCCACCCAGAGGGGGAAAGCUAGGCCCCUACCCAAGAAAGCCCCUCCUAAAGCCAAAACUCCUGCCAAGAAAGCCAGACCCUCACCCUCUGUAAUCAAGAAGCCUAGUGGGAGCACCUUAAAGAAGCCCACAGCCAGUGCAAGAAAGGAUGUGAAACUGCCCAGCAAGGGCAGAUCCACCAUGAAGAAAUCUUUCAAGGCAAAAAAGUAAAUUUUAUAGGGGAAAAAAGGGUAUCAUGAUGCAAUUCAAAAUCUUAUUUUAUAAGGUCAGUGUGUAUUUGUUUUAGUUAUGAUGCUUUUAAAAUUACAUUUUUUUCCCCUCUUGUAUGAACAUUGUGGGAGGGAAUAUAAAUAAACCAGUGUAGACAUUUGUUAGCUUUAGGUACUGUUCUGGGUGCCUGCCUGUUCAUUUUAAUUUCCACAGUAAUCCUGGACUCUCCUAACUGUAAUCUGUACUUGUCCCUUUGGCUCCUCGUACCCCAACCCUUAUUCUUUUUUUUAAUGGUUUAAUUCUGACUUUUUUCCCCCUUCAGCUUUAUCUAUACAGUUGCAAAGACUUUUAUAUUUGUACUAAGCACCAACAGGUCAAGUGCUGGAAGUCAGGAGCAGGCAGUGUAGCACUGACUGUGUGACGCCUCCUACCUGGAGACUUCAGUUACUACCGUCACUCUGCUCACCAUCCUCUUCUAAAGUCUAGAUGCAUUUUAGCUUUGGAAAAGAAGCCCUAAACUGUAUGAUUGUAUUAGAUUGUGAGGUUGUUCGGCUCCUGGGUCACUGUGACUAUUUUCAAGCACUUUUUGCUGUCCCUGAGCACUGCGUUCCCUCAACAGCAAGCACAAGUUGUCUGUCUACACCACUUGGUUUUUGACUGAAGGGGAAGUGUAGGAAUACAUAGAAUCUGAUUUCUGAUGUUGCUAAUGUUACCAAAAACCAAAACGUUAUUCUUGUUCAAAUUUUUAAAUAUAUUUUUUAAUAUUUGGAGCAUGAGUUGUCAAUUCCUGUUUACCUUUUUUAACAAGGAAAUCUUGGAGUGUUACCAUGCUAAUGUAGAAAUGUUAAGUGGUAAAACAUAAAUUUGCUAAAAUAAACCGGAUUUCAGAUUCACCUGUGGGUUUUAUCCCCCCUUCUUUGCAUAAACACUUUUGAUAUUAAGCAGUUUCCUUUUUCAGAUAGUCAAAAAAAAGCAAGGAGGAAGAAAAAAAGCAAAUGAAGCCCUACUACCUAACCUUUUCAUUUGUAUUUGUUUUAGUAUAUUGUGAAGUUGUGUAAAAUAGCACUAGCUUUCCACUUGAGCAAGGCCAGUCUUUGGUUAUCCUCUGUCCCUCCCUCCCUGUGGCACCUGACAUUUUAAUUGUCUUAGACUCUUGGUGUUCAUCUUGCCGCCCAGGCGGUGUUGUUCAUACUCAUUCCACCCACUCGUCUCCUGGGAUCCCCGCAGCUCACAUCUGGCUGGGAAAUGGACUUGAGAAAACUGGCUGGAACUAGAUCAUAAUCCUGUGUGAUCCCAUCAUGAGUCACUGGGAUUUGUGUUGCAUGUACGGCAAUCUUUCCUGUUGUAAAUCUUCCUUUUUUAAUGUACAUAUAUUUUGAAAAAUAUGAAUAAACAUGAAAUUUUAAAAGCUGCUGAA
Molecule: messenger RNA, 3343 nt
Organism: Nannospalax galili (Upper Galilee mountains blind mole rat)
Lineage: Eukaryota; Metazoa; Chordata; Mammalia; Rodentia; Spalacidae
Gene: Hp1bp3
Product: heterochromatin protein 1 binding protein 3
Exons: 13
Coding region: 247-1926 (559 amino acids)
Biological process (GO): heterochromatin organization; nucleosome assembly
Cellular component (GO): nucleus; chromosome; nucleosome
Molecular function (GO): DNA binding; nucleosome binding
Source: RefSeq, a predicted model, not a curated record